Rotaria sordida is the source of this 414-nucleotide messenger RNA. Lineage: Eukaryota; Metazoa; Rotifera; Eurotatoria; Philodinida; Philodinidae. The record is from the annotation of a GenBank genome assembly.
AUGAAAUUAUGUAUGCAAACAAAUAUACAACAACUGAAACAAUGUGAAAAAUCAAUCAAACAAUUAGCAUUAAUUCAAAUUCAAACAAUACCUCAACAAUUACCAUUUUUUCUCAUAUUAGUAGAACUUGCACAUUUACCACCAAUUCAUUCAUUAAUUCAUUUACAAAUUAAACAAUUAUUUGAAUUAAAUUUUAAAUUUAGAAAUAACAUAUAUUCUUGGGAACCAUUCCUGGUUAAUCUUCAACUUAAAUUUGCUGAUUGGUAUAGUUGGACACUAUCUCAUUGCGAGAUAUGUAGCCUGUUAAAUCUUCGUAAUGUUAUUAUUAAUGAUAUUAAUUCUGAUGGACAAAUGAUUUUAUUAUCAAAAUGUACUUGUCAUAAACCAAGUCCUUAUCGUCCUAAUGAACGAUGA